CCAGGAGCUCGCGCUCGCCGCUCCGCCCUACCAACUGGGGCGCUCGCGGCGCGGGCGCUGAUCGUCUGCACCACGGCGGGGCGGUGGUGGUUCGCCAACGCUGCCUUGCUCUCGUACAUCAGGGACUGGGGGGUCCUCGACGCGCCCCUCUCGAGGCCGCUGGUGGAGCCCGAGGACGACGCGUCCAAGAAGGACACGAGAGAGUCGGAGCGGCUGAGCCUCGACGACUAUCGGCGGAUGCGGAUGUACCGGAAGAAGAAGAACGACACAAGUUGGAUCUACGUGAAGCUGGACCACGCCCUCUUGGUGGGCGGCAUCAAGGAUCGGGCGAAGCGGUCGAGUCGUCGGCGGCCUUGCUGGGACUACGUAUCCUUCCCUGCCCCCGCGGCCAGCGAGAGGACGGGCGUCCUGGAGAAGGCCCUGGAGAGGCCGCUCGAGGCCAAGCUGUAUCUGUCCAACGCUCACGGCUAUGGGACCUCCUUGUCCUGGUUUCGCUCUGGGCUAGCUGGCGCGUGGAGCACAUGGAGCUGGGGGUCGACGGUGGGUUUCGCCAUCUUCUCCGGGGGAGUGGCCGUCUCUGGCAACCUGUGGCGGUGGAUGCGAGGGGUGGUGGAGGAGCUCGAGGAUGGCCACCGCUCGCUCCUCGUAGCCGACGACGGCCGAGGGGGCUGUCGCGACCUCUACCUAGGCGGCAGGCUCGAGACUUCCAUCAUGAUCUUCACCGCUUUUGUGGCCCCCGGGCCAAGUCUCUGGAGUUGCUGCCAGCAGAUGCCAUCGCCACGGCUAGCGGGGGAAACGCCUCCAGGGAUCGCCAUGGACAGCGACGGGGAGGCGGGCCCCUCCAGGGCGGGUUCGUCGGACGAGUCGGUGCCAGCCAAGGGCAUGCAGGAGAUGCCAGCCACGAGGAGCAGCCUGUUCGACGAGAUCAUCCGUCCACGGUCGGAGUCGCGUCGUGCCCGCACGAGUCAGAGCACCUCGUCGGCAGCGUCCCCUGGAGAGAGCAGUCACGCCAGCGGGAAACGAUUACCCCGUGGCGCGACCGAGCCCCGCCUGGACCGCCAUGGAGACAGGAUGAUCGACUGGUUGAAGCGUUUCGAGGACACGAGCAAUGCGGACAAGGCCUCGCAGGGACGCCAGCCCCCGCAGGCCGCGUCGCCCACGGCGGCCACGUCGGGUUCUGCGACGUGUCCUUCCAUCGACCUGGGAACGACGGAUAUGCUGGCGGGCGCGGGGAGAAGCCCCGAGCCGUUGAUGAAGGUACGCUGGGGCCCCAGGGAGCGGGCGCUGGCCGACCUCGGGAAGAUCGAUGCGCUGCCCGCCGUCACCCGCCUCGCGGGCCUCACCUCUCACGUGGCGCCAGAGUUGCUGGUCAAGACCUACGGGGCGGACGCCAGCUUGGGCAAGUUCGCGACGGACUGGGUUCGCCCCAGUUGGCCGAGUCGCGACCACCUCGGCCACCAGAGGAUGCUGCACUGCAUGAAGCUGGAUCGGAGGUCGGAGGCCUCGCCCGAGCUCACCCAGACGGCGAGGUACGAGACCCUGGGCGCCCGAGUCUACGCGCCGAAGCGGGCGUUCGAGGACGUGGCAGGCAUCGUCGACGGGAAGCAGCCUCGGGACAGCGGGGCCGACAAGUGGAAGUCUAGGGUGUGCUGGGACCUCACGGACAAGCUGGACGGGAGGCCUCUCACGGAGGGCGAGGAGGCGCUCACGGGAAAGGAGCGCUACUUGACGGCCAGGCUGCAGCAGAGGGUUCUUCAACAUGCGUAUCCGCAGAUGGAGGGCUCGGACGCGGCAACGGAGGAGGACGAGCAGACGGGGGGAUGGUCUCCCCCGUCCGUGGAGCCCUGCGGGCCGUUCCUCGAGACCGAGACCCUCUGCCGGGCUGGCCGCUGCUGCCCUGGUCGGAGGUUCCUGGAGGCGUGGCUAGCUUGGGGCAGCCAGGUGGCCGCGAUCAAGGUGGACGAGGACGCUGCCCUUUGGACCGUGGACAUCUGCCCGCUGGCCACCGAGGACCUCUCCGACGGUGCGGGAAGGAUGACACGCAAGCCCAACCCCGCCAUGGAAGGGGAGCUGAAGGGCCAAAAGGUCUACCGAGAUCCGUCUUUCCGAUCGAGGACAUUUCUUCCCAUCCUGGCCGAGAAGCCCUGGGAGGCAGGGAUGCUGGGGACCACCGACGAGCUGGUCGAGGGCGUCCCGCUCUUCGUGGUCAGCCAAGAGCGCCAGAUCCGCGCCAUCUGGGACUGGAGGCGGGCCAACCUCCGCUGGCAGACGCCCCUGCACGGGCCCCUGGGCAGCUCCGCGACCCUGACCAACCUGGACCUCUCCAAUCUCGGCGAGACGGACGUGGUCUACACAGGGGUGGGCGAUAUCCCCGACAGGUUCGACCGCUUCGAGACGCCGCCCGACGUCUGGCUCUACUUUGUCUUGGAGGGGCUGCCCCUCCACGAGUUCUUCGACUACAUGAGGACCACAGGGCAGGGCUACGCCAUCCCCUAUGGCGGGCCCCUCCUGGCGGUGAAGGUCUUGGUCAUGGGCCGGCCGUGGCUCCUGCCUCUGGCCCACUCCAGGCCGAAGGCUCUCACGGCGCGCAGGCUCUGGGCGGACUCCGGGGGUGCGCGCCUGGUCUACGGGGCUCCGACGCACAAAUUGAUCGGGCCCGUCGAGUUCGAGUCAGGGAGCUGGGCGUACAUGGACGACUACGUGGUCGUGGCCACGUGCGCCAGCGGGCGGCAGCCAGUGAGCGAGGUCAUGGGGAGGCUGACGGCCCGAGUCAAGUACUACUUGGGGAAGGUGAGGCGCCCAGAGACCGCCAAGACGCCGUUCCGCCUCACAGACGCGGCGAGGUGGGGGCUGACGACGAUGGCCUACUGCGCCACGCUCAGGCACACGGAUCUCGAGGCGCCCUGGCUCUCGCAGGUGUCUGUGAUGGGUAUGACGGGCUCCAGGGACAAGGGCCACGGGGUUGCAGUCACCGAGGCCUCGCUGGAGGAGAUCAGGACGGACACGGGCUACACCGAGAUGAGAGGGUGGACGAUCGCCACCGACGCCUGGGUCCCCCACGUUGGGGGGUGUACCUACGACGUGGACGAGCUCGCCGAUGCGUCGGCUACACCUCCGCCGCGGGUCAGUCGGAGGGCCCACCAGGCGCUCUACCUCUUCGCGGGCAAGCGCCGAGAGGGGGACCUGAAGGAGGCCAUCUACGCGCGUGCGGAGUGCGACGGUUACGAGAUCAAGGUCUGGUCCAUCGACUCGGUGAUCGAGCCGAAGUACGACCGCCCCAACGACGAGCUGGUCAGCGUGAUUCUGGGCCAGACGCACGACGGGCACUUCCACGCAGUGAUUGCCCCGCCGCCAUGUUCCGCCUGGAGUCGAGCGUGCUUCCUGAAAGAGAGGCCCAGGCCCCCGCGGACGCGCCUCGAGCCUUGGGGGCGGAGCGACAUACUACUCACCACCUUCGAGCACCUCCGUCUGGACCUUGGGUCGCGCCUCCUGCUCACGGCCAUGCAGGCGGUCCGCGAGGUCUGCCGAACCGGUGGCCUGUGCCUGACGGAUCACCCCGCGGACCCAGAGGAGGACCUGUACACGUCUAUCAGGAACCCCCCCGAGAUGGCCUGCCUCUGCGAGGAGACGGGCGGCCAGAUCCAUCAGAUCGACCAGGGCCGCUACGGAGCUUCGCCGAUGGACUCGACCAUGAAGGGCAUCUUCGGGGUCUACGACGACGCACUGGACCUCGCCGUGGGCCGUCUCCGCCCGAGAGGCAACCACCGAGGGAGGCAUCCAGCGAUACUCGAGGGGCGAGUGGAGCGGGGCCGCCCCGACAUCUGCACCGCCUCCGCCCAGGCUUGCCAGCCCCUGCGGUGCGCCGCGCGAGGGAGGGCGAUCCUCGAGGCGUUGGCCCGCAUGACGAAGGAGAUGAAGGGCCCCGAUCCAGCGUGCUCGUGGGCCUCUCCAGCUACGACGCCAUUCGGGCCGCCGAG
Prorocentrum cordatum is the source of this 3977-nucleotide messenger RNA. Lineage: Eukaryota; Dinophyceae; Prorocentrales; Prorocentraceae. The record is from the annotation of a GenBank genome assembly.